AUGGCCCAGAGAGUUACCCUCCGAAAGCGUCAGCCCUACAACACCACCUCCAACAGGAGGAGGGUCGUCAAGACCCCCGGUGGCAAGCUCGUCGUCCACCACUUGAAGAAGAUUGCUUCUGCCCCCAAGUGUGGUGACUGUGGUUUCGCUCUCGCUGGUAUCCCCGUCCUCCGUCCCCGUCAAUACGCCACUCUCUCCAAGAGGCAGAAGACCGUCCAGAGGGCUUACGGCGGUUCCGUCUGUGCCACUUGUGUUAAGCAGCGAAUCACCCGAGCUUUCCUUAUCGAGGAGGCCACCAUCGUCAAGCGUAUGCUCAAGGACAAGGUCGCCGCCAGGAAGUAA
Molecule: messenger RNA, 342 nt
Organism: Cryptococcus wingfieldii CBS 7118
Lineage: Eukaryota; Fungi; Basidiomycota; Tremellomycetes; Tremellales; Cryptococcaceae
Product: 50S small subunit ribosomal protein L34e
Exons: 5
Coding region: 1-342 (113 amino acids)
Biological process (GO): translation
Cellular component (GO): ribosome
Molecular function (GO): structural constituent of ribosome
Source: RefSeq, a predicted model, not a curated record